Epithele typhae is the source of this 2931-nucleotide messenger RNA. RefSeq lists its product as uncharacterized. Bases 1 to 2931 code for a protein of 976 amino acids. The record is from RefSeq and is a predicted model, not a curated record. The transcript has 8 exons. Lineage: Eukaryota; Fungi; Basidiomycota; Agaricomycetes; Polyporales; Epitheliaceae.
AUGCAGAACAGGACACAGCAAACAUUGAGUACGAUCGCACCUCAAAUACAAUUUGGGACCCCUUACCAGGACAGCCAGCUCCGUCGCAGAAGCCUCUCAAAUAUCCCGGCAUGCAGGGCCCGUGGCUCGCCAUGGCCCAUCCUCACGUUCCAACCCAACAUACACCAGCAACUGGAGCGCAACGAAGAAGCGGAGGAGUCGCUCCGGCUCGCAGAUGCUGUGCGCAAGAGAAACUGCAUCAGAGCAGUGCUGGCGAUACUCGCAACUGAACAGCUUACCUGGGGCGCCAUGGUUGAAUGGAUCUCAACCGACAAAGCCUUUCGAUCUGAUCGUUGGUUUGGCUUCUUCAAGAAACCUGACGACGUGACUCGUGUCUUGGAUCUGUGGGCACACCAGUCAACAACAGUCGGGAAGAUGACUAUCGUUUCGCGGACGGUUGCAAAAGAGGCGGAAGCAGUAACGAAGAGCAACUUACUUCAGACCAGCACAAAGCCCAUCACAGAUGAUCUUGUUCUUUCCUUUGACCUGUGCGCCAUCCACCAAUCCAUCUUCAAGAUGUGCCCCACCACAACGACCGUUUUGACACAUUUUGCGUCGACUCCUCGCCAGCGGGAGGUCAUAGCAUCGAGACGGGACCCUGAUGCAAGCGAUGAGGAUAAGGAUAGGGCCGAGAAGCGGAAAGAGGCACGGAUCGGAGCGUCCAUGACAGAUCUGCUAGGCGAACGAAGUCAGAGAAACAGUCUAGGACGACACAUGCUUGGUCUCUAUCUCUACGCCUCCGGGGUCGGUCGCCAGCCUAUCUCUGUCCUCGCCACACUGGGGAUAUGCAGCACCUACGCCGCAAUCGUAGGCAGUGGAACAACGCACUAUGACCUUGACGAUGCUCCGCAAGGACCUGGUAACCACACAAGCAGCGCUGCUCCCGGCACCGCCAACACGGCGCUCAACGGUGCGAGCUACAUCCUCCGGCCGUUCGACUGGCGCCAUAUGGGUAUUCUCCGACGCAUCUCGUUCUCCUGUCGUUCAAAAGCUCGGGACCUCGCUCAAACCACCCUCGUCGGCUAUGUCUACGACAACAUCAACAUCGUUUUCAAGAUUGCAGAGCAGAUCCUCGGCCGCAAAGAUGCUCUCGAGAGUGGCACUUGUGCAACUAUCUUCCCCCUCCACGACGCCGCCCCCGAACACAUGCAAACCGCUGACCUCCUUGCCUCUAUCAAAGCCGCAAAACCUCUCGAGAUCGACGAUAUAGAACUCACACCUGAAGAACGAAAACUGCUCGAUGACAGUCUCAUCCACACCAUCCUCCGCGUUAUUGUCCACAGCUCUCCCGCAUUCGAGAAGUUCCGCAAGUUCGUGAACCGCACUCUUCCAUCCACAGACCUCAAGAUCUCCCUACACCGGACUCCCAUUCACACGCUGCCUACAAUGAAUAUCGAUGAGUCCAGUGUUACCGGUAAUGCCGACGUCCUUGAUGCGAUAUUCCGCGAACUGCAGCUCCACCGCGACCACCCCCAGUUCGCCAGCCUUGUCCGACUCGUGUUCGGCGACCAGCUCUCUGUCGCCCGCAUCCGCACCCUCAUCGCCCACCGCGCUGGCCAUGACCAACUGGCACUAGCACACGCGUACAUCGCUCUCGGACCCGGCCUCUUUCACCAUCAGGCAGCACUCACGCACGGGAUCAUGGAGACCCAUUUCGGCGAGCCCAACUCGUCCGACGGACAAGGAAGCAUGAAUGCGGCAAGUCUUUCGUUCUGGAACCAUGUAUUACAUCGCAAGUCCAUCUCUUUGUCCAACCUCCCACCAUACCGCACCUGUCGUGACCUCGUCUUCAUCUCCCUCACUGCCUGUGUUCUUGCAUGUCUGAAGAUCGUCGCUAACGCCACAUCUAUCGAAGAGUACGCCGCGACAGUGACGUUUGAAGAACUUCGUGGUCACGCUCUCAAGAUCCACCAGCAGUUCAACAACACCGACAUUGUGUACGGCCUACGUGCAGAGCGCAAAAAGGAGCUCAAUGAGCGCGUCGACCAGCACCAGGACGAACGCGAAGCCGCGGGGCUAGGCGACAAGGUUGAAAAACCACCAUUCGACCCUCUAGAAGGCGGCGAGAUCUCGAGCGGGGACAUGCUCACCGAGAACGCCCGCCUCUUCCUCCGCGACGCGCUUCUCAUGCGAGAGUUCAACGACGCUAUCAAGGGGGGUUACUCUGGCCGCAUCAUCCGCCUUCUCAAGACACUCACCUUUGUUUAUCGUGGCCUUGGUCGCACAAAGUAUGCUCAUGAGACUAUGCACCUCGUGCAUUCACUCACCAAUGUCUGGCCCGGGCCGUUGCGCGAUAUCGUCAUCAAGAACUGGCUUGUCAACCCCACCGGACGGGAGAACUCAUGGGUGCCUGUCGACCUGUUGCAGGAGCACAACAAUAUGUGGAUCAAGAGUGUAUACAAGGCGCACGGAAGUAAUGCGUCGUGGCCGUGGCUUGCAAUGAUCUCCCCAUGCAUCUCCACCCUCCGACACGUCACUACGCAAAUGACAUCUCUCUUCGGGGGUAAUACCGGCACGAAGCACUCCAGCCCAGGUCGAUCUCAUGACCUUACAGCCCUGAUAGCAUCAAUGGAUGCUCACAGGAUCUUCCACCUCGAGAAGGGGAGGGUUCUGCGAGGCAUGAAGAAGCCCGUGACACCCAACGCUCUCGAUGCCGGGGUGAACACGACUCCCGGGCCGCUCCGCGACUUCAAUGCCAAGUUCACUCGCCUCCAAAUGCGUCUACAGAGAACCCCGCUCCUGGAUCUGAAGACUGCUGAAGUGCUCCCUUCCGAGAACGGCAACGCUGAUGACGAGCUUGCUGCUGCGCAGGUACAAGUGGGUAUUUUUGUUCUCCCUCGUCCCGAGAUCUACCAAUAUUCACUCACACAAUCAGGUCGUCGACGAAGUUGA